Messenger RNA from Strongylocentrotus purpuratus (purple sea urchin), 2574 nucleotides. RefSeq lists its product as uncharacterized. Bases 174 to 1631 code for a protein of 485 amino acids. The transcript has 6 exons. The record is from RefSeq and is a predicted model, not a curated record. NCBI's taxonomy places the organism in Eukaryota, Metazoa, Echinodermata, Echinoidea, Camarodonta, Strongylocentrotidae. Gene Ontology annotation, molecular function: protein-N-terminal amino-acid acetyltransferase activity; histone acetyltransferase activity. Gene Ontology annotation, cellular component: Golgi membrane. Gene Ontology annotation, biological process: N-terminal peptidyl-methionine acetylation.
UCCGAUCUUGAUCUUAUGCACACGGUACGAUAGUUUUCCAAGGAAAAAAAUGGUACCAUCGCUCGAGGAUGACUGCUGGAAUUCUUGAUGUUCAUGAGUUCAUCUCCGAGCAAAAUGCAGCAAAGAUGUCUACUUCCAGGCACUGUGCAGCUGAUCAUCGUGAAUCAUAGAUCAUGAGCUCACCGGAGGAAAGCACUAAUGUCAUCCCCAUGGCAACGACAGCGAGUGAGACCACUUCAACAGGGCCAAAGGAUCGGAGCGACAGCCACAGCAGUUGCGACAGCAGUUGUGAUGUCACUACUGGCUAUGGAAGUGGUAGCAACAGUAGAAAGAACUCUCUAACUGACAGGAACGUAGUUAGCACAAGAGACAAUGGUGAAGGGGGGAAGAGUAGUUCAGAAAAGAAACAUAGUGAGGAAGCGUAUAUAGAGGGCGACAUCAAGCUGAGAUUCCUGUGUCCGGAGGAUGUAGAGGCGGUCAAGCAGCUUUGCAGGGACUGGUUCCCGGUCGAGUAUCCUGAUUUCUGGUACAAGGAUAUCACAAAUGAUAAGCGGUUCUUUUCCCUGGCUGCUGCCAUAGGCACUACCAUCGUGGGUUUGUUGGUGGCUGAGGUCAAGACUAGGGCCAGAUGUCACAGAGAGGAUUCCAACAUCUUGUCAGCAACAUUUCCCGGGUCAACUCAAGUGGCCUAUAUUCUGAGCCUCGGAGUGGUGGAAGGAUACAGACGGAAAGGCAUAGCCUCUGCACUCCUGGAUAACUUCCUGACAUCGUUGACCGCGGGACUCCGGCCCAUUGCCAAAGCCGUCUACCUCCACGUCCUGGCCACCAAUACAGGAGCCAUCAGGUUCUACGAGAAGCACAAGUUCCAGCGUCAUGAGUUCCUUCCUUACUACUACUCCAUCCAUGGCCAAGCGAAGGAUGGACUCUCCUACGUGCUCUACAUCAAUGGCGGGCAACCUCCUUGGACGCUCAUAGAUUAUAUGAAGCAUGUCAGUUCUUACAUCUCACGCAUCCAACCGUGCAAUCUGCCCCACGCCAUGGCCCGUCACACGCGCAACUUCUUCUCCGCCCGACGCAGCUGGGUCCACAUGCCCCACCUGCCUAACAUGCCUAGCAUGCCCAACAUGCCCAACAUCAACAUGCCCAAUAUCACUAUGCCAAACAUUCUCUCCCGCAUGAGAGGUCAAGGGUCAUCGUCGACGGGUCCGUCAGGGUCAUCGUCGGCCGGUCCGUCAGGGUCAUCGUCGUCAUCAUCAGGGGUAGGAGACUGCUCAGACUCAUCAUUGUCCACUUCGUCCGUGGAAGCGGUGGCAGCAGUCGAAGAGGGAGCGGGGGCUUCGUCGUCUGGCGAUGCUGCCUCAUCUCCGGUUCCAGAGGUGGUCACUAUUCCCAUGCCGACUAGCGAGGGCGCCGAGCCCUCAAGCUCGAGUCGACGCAGCUGGUUGCCCAACAAGCUGCCCAACCGGUUGCCCAACCUGAACCGAUCGAUGCCUAGUAUGCCUAGUAUGCCCAGUAUGCCGAGUGGUAUGAGCUUGCUGACCAGGUUUGGUGGACAGUGCUACGACAGUGGAGAACAAAACGAGCCUGACGAACCACCAGAAGAGUACACCAAUGCUGAUCAUAAGCUAUAAUCGUGGUCCUUUUUAACUACAAACGCCAUCAAAAUCAGGCAAACUAUUAUACAGCGGUGAUGUUCCUCACAACUGGAAUGUAUGUGCUGUUGUGAGAAGAUUGGUGGGAGUUGUUUUGUUGUACAUGGAAUAUAUCAGUGCUACUACCAACUGUGUUGAAACUGUUACAUUGUCUUGGUGUAACAUGUCAUAUGAAGGGAAGGAUUAGAGAAAGUCUUCUUCUGUCACUACUCGGAGGUCAAAGGUCAAUGAUAGAGAAAAGAAUAUGCAUAAUAUACAUGUAUAUAUAUAUAAUAUAUAUAUAAAAAAGGAGUGCAAAAGGUGGUUAUUCUUAUUUAGAAGAAGGCAGCAACUUAUCUGCUCACUUGUGUGAAUACAUGACGAGAUGUGCACCCUGCAUUUGAAGAUGGAGACCAGUACAAUGUACAAUGAAGGAAUGCAAAAUUUUUGUCUCUGCCUGGCCACAUUGAACAUGUUAUGCCUUCUGUGUCGUGUGACCAAGACUCCUAUUCAUCAGUGAGACGACUGCGAUGAGUAGAAUUCACCUUUUUGUAAUGUGUACAGUAGUUCAUGUUGAAUUCUAUACUACCGUAACUAUUUUAUUCAUUGUGUAUUGAUAAAACAUUGACAACUCUGCAUUAUUUCAUUCUUAGUCCCAUAUACUAAAAAAUCAGUCGGCCUUUAAAUGCCAGGUUGUAUCUGCUGACUUGAUGUGCUUUUCUGCUCUAUUCAUGAAUGAUGUUAUUACAUUUGCAGUAAAAUCUAAUGAACAGUAAAUAAUCAACGUAUUAAGAAUUUUGUUUGCAACUUACCGUAUGAGUUUUCUUUCUGUUUAAAUAUUAGAUUCUUAAUGAAUCUGCCUCCUUUUUUUUCCCCCUCCUUUUUUUUCCCCCUAGUAAUUUUUUUCAUUCGAUAAUUGUGCAAUUGGAGUCUCAAUCUAGUC